Messenger RNA from Colletotrichum gloeosporioides, 3081 nucleotides. RefSeq lists its product as uncharacterized. Gene Ontology annotation, molecular function: protein binding. Bases 1 to 3081 code for a protein of 1026 amino acids. The transcript has 2 exons. The record is from RefSeq and is a predicted model, not a curated record. NCBI's taxonomy places the organism in Eukaryota, Fungi, Ascomycota, Sordariomycetes, Glomerellales, Glomerellaceae.
AUGGCAGCCUUCAUCUCUCAACCCGACGAGGGGUACUCAGAAGAUCCCCUCAACCCCAGCUUCAGCGGCGCCCAGGAUGCCUCGAGCUCUGGCACCAGCGGUAGGACGCCUGCCCACGAGGAAUUGACGGCCAUCCUCCAGAGGCGCGUCCCCGGCUUGACCAACGAUGAGAAGAUGGAACUCGCCAUGACAAUCAUCAACAAUAUGCCCACCUCCGGCGUCGUCGAGCUCGUCAAGCGAAUGCACCCCCGCCUUUACAUCGACUUCAUCCAGUACCUGCCCCCGGAAGUCUGUCUUAAGAUUUUAGGCUACCUCGACCCAGUUGCUCUGAUCCGCGUCGCCAGCUCCUGCCGCGCGUGGCAUGAGCUGGCUCUCGACAGGAAGCUGUGGGAGCAGCUGUACCACCUUGAAGGCUGGAAGGCCGACUACGAGGCGAUCCAGAGACACGAGGACAGUCUCAACGAGCGGCACAAGACCUACACCCUCCACAGGGUUCGAUCAUCCGAGGACGGCCACACGUAUAAGAAGCGGGCCAUCUCCGAAGACAACGAUUUGGAAAUGACCGACGUCGACCGGCCAUUAAAGGCGGAGGAGUCCGUGACCGGCAACAGCAUUUUCGGCAGCCCCGCGUCGUCCUUCACCGGCUUUGGCAGGAACUCCGCCACGCCUACGCCCGUAGAUGUCGACAUGGACCGCUCCUCAGGGACCAAGAGCCGUAGUGCGGACAGGGUUGACUCCAAGGGCAAGGGCAUAUCAUCCCCGCUCCACCAGAGUACGCUUGUUGGGGAAGAUUCGCUGCCGUCAAUGGUCCCGAUGAACGCUCCCGAUGGGCGUCCUCCCGGGGUUCCAGGGUCCAAGCUGUGGUCCUGGGACGCCUCAAGCUCCAAGUAUCGUCUCAACUGGAGGUAUCUUUACACGAUGCGUCGGCGUCUCGAGAGGAACUGGGAGCUCGGCAGGUAUUCCAACUUCCAACUUCCUCGUCCUGACCGUCCCCAAGAUGGUCACACCGAGUGCAUCUAUACUUUGCAGUACGACAAGGAAUACCUCGUCAGCGGUAGUCGGGACCGCACAAUCCGCAUUUGGAGCUUGAUCAACUACAAGCUGUUGAGGAAACCGCUUGAGGGCCACAACGGCUCCGUUUUGUGCUUGCAGUUCGACGCGGAUAAAGACGAGGACUUGAUCGUGUCCGGCAGCAGUGACUCUGAUGUCAUUCUCUGGCGGUUCUCGACGGGGCAAAUGAUCCAGCGAUUGUCACACGCGCACACAGAAUCUGUGCUCAACGUCAAGUUCGACAAGCGCAUCUUGGUGACUUGCUCAAAGGAUAAGUCGAUCAAGAUCUUUAACCGUAGGCCACUCAAGUACGGCGACCCCGGAUACGGGGAUUCUGACAUCAUCUACACCGUCCCGACCCAUGUGCGAGACUAUGGAUACUCCAAUCCAAUGGACGACCUGCCGGUCAAGCCCCCUUACACAAUGAUCGGUGUCUUGGACGGCCACGGGGCGGCUGUCAACGCUGUGCAGAUUUGCGACAAUGAAAUUGUAUCCGCCAGCGGAGAUCGCAACAUCAAAGUAUGGGACUGGGCGAAGCAGGUUUGCAUCCGAACCGUCGUUGGCCAUAGCAAGGGCAUUGCGUGCGUGCAGUACGAUGGCCGAAGAAUUGUUAGUGGCAGCAGCGACAACGAGGUCAAGGUGUUUGAUAGGUUCACUGGUCUCGAGGUAGCCAGCCUGCGCGCUCACAGUAACCUUGUCCGAACCGUUCAGGCUGGGUUUGGCGAUCUCCCGUACAGCGCCGAGGAGGACAAGCUGGAGGCGAAGAGGGUCGAUCAGAAAUACUUCGAGGCGGUCCAGAAGGGAGAAGUCAGUCCGUACGGUGAACAGGGCAGUAGCAGUCGCCGCAGCAGGCCUAGGAACGCCGGCAGCAGCAAGCCCGAGGAUAUCACAGCCUACGGCGCCAAUAUCCCUCCUGGAGGUGGCGGCGGCAAGUAUGCCCGCAUCGUGUCCGGCUCGUACGAUCAGACUAUCAUCAUCUGGCGCCGCGACAAGGAGGGUGUUUGGAAGGACGUUCACCGUUUGCGUCAAGAAGAAGGUGCGGCGGCGGCGCAGAUGGCCUGGAGAGCGGCAUCUGAGGCAAAGGCGCAGGCUCAAGCCAGAACAACCAUCGACCAGCCCAUCAUUGCGACCAUCACCCCCGAGUCUGCUCAAUCUUUUAUACACAUGAUUGAAAUCACGGUGCCUCAAGGACCUCAGCGCUUGCGAAGUGCCCUGAUGGAGUACCCUACGUUGCUUGCCUACACUUCUCACAUCCAGGCCACCAUUGCCAGGGAACCCAACCCGCGCACGAGGACCGAGCUGAGGCAGAUUCUGCAGGCUGCGUCGUUGGAGGUCCAGUUCACGCAAGCUCGUGCUCGAGCGGCUGCGACUGCCGCUGCCACCCGCGAGGCUCAGCCGCUUGCUCCGGCCACACUCCCCUCGCUUGAACUAGACGACAGUUCGCCUGGCGGGUUUGGCUUGGCGCAGAUUGACUUCUCUGCGCCCCCGUUCCGGCCAGCUGAGACUCCCGAUGUUGAUGUUGAAAGGCCUGCGAGACGGCACUACAUUGCCCACACGACAACUGCCAACUUCGAGUCGAUGCGCACCACUUCAGCGCCCACGAACAUCCCUCAACGAUCCGCUACGCCCGGCGCAACGCAGACACCGUCCCCAGCGGUGCAAGGGCACUUGCUCAUUCAGGGCCAGGACCAGAACCAGGACCAGAACCAGGGCCAGGCUCGCUCAUCGUCGCAGCCCCCAGCCAAUGCGCAGCCAACACAACCCGGCGCCCCCGUGCAAACGCAGGCAACGCCCGUGCCGGUGCAGGGAGCUCAAAACCCGGUGCCGGACGCUGCUGGAGGCGCGGCGGCGCACCAUCCGCACAUUGCCAACGCCGACAACGGGCCGGCGCGGGUGUUCAAGCUCCAGUACGACGCCCACAGAAUCAUUUGUUGUAGUCAGACAACUGUCAUUGUUGGGUGGGACUUUACAAAUGGCGACGAGGAGCUGCGCGAAGUGGCGCGCCUCUGCCUCUUUGGAUCAGUAGAUUAG